This is a messenger RNA of Malaya genurostris, 1789 nucleotides long. RefSeq names its product probable isocitrate dehydrogenase [NAD] subunit alpha, mitochondrial (gene Idh3a). The coding region runs from base 96 to 1280 and encodes 394 amino acids. Gene Ontology annotation, cellular component: mitochondrion. The record is from RefSeq and is a predicted model, not a curated record. NCBI's taxonomy places the organism in Eukaryota, Metazoa, Arthropoda, Insecta, Diptera, Culicidae. Gene Ontology annotation, molecular function: isocitrate dehydrogenase (NAD+) activity; magnesium ion binding; NAD binding. The transcript is spliced from 6 exons. Gene Ontology annotation, biological process: isocitrate metabolic process; tricarboxylic acid cycle.
CAUGAUCAGUUUCUUGCCAUCAGAACUCUGGAUUACACUUGAAGAAUUUUUGUGUAGUACUAUUGCAUUAGCUGGUGUAAAAAAUAGUGCACAUAAUGGCAGCACAUUUUAUCAAGAAAUUCUUGGAAACGUUUCCAAAUCAAUGGAAUAAUUUUUCAAAAAAACUGAAGGACAAUUGGGUCAAAAUUUACAUAACCUCGUCUUCCGAUCCGAGGAAUAAUAAAAACGAGCCAAUUGUCCAUUCUGCAACGCCUUUCGGACAUCGUAGCUACGCUUCCGGAAUCAAAAAAGUUACAUUAAUUCCUGGCGAUGGAAUUGGCCCGGAAAUCUCCGAGGCAGUACAAAAAAUUUUUCAAGUUGCCAGUGUGCCCAUCGAAUGGGAGGCGGUCGAUGUUACUCCGGUUAGGAAUCCUGAUGGGAAAUUCGGUAUUCCGCAAGGUGCCAUAGAUUCAGUCAAUCGCAACAAAGUUGGCUUAAAAGGGCCUUUAAUGACGCCUGUCGGCAAAGGUCACCGGUCACUCAAUUUAGCGCUCCGAAAGGAAUUCAAUCUGUACGCCAACGUACGUCCAUGUAGAAGUCUGGAAGGAUAUAAAACAUUGUACGAUAACGUGGAUGUCGUGACCAUUCGUGAAAAUACGGAAGGUGAGUACUCUGGCAUUGAACACGAAAUUGUAGAUGGUGUUGUGCAGAGUAUCAAACUGAUUACGGAGGAAGCUUCCACCAGAGUAGCCGAAUAUGCGUUCAAGUAUGCCAAGGACAAUAACAGGAAAAAAGUUACUGUUGUUCACAAAGCAAACAUAAUGCGUAUGUCUGAUGGUUUGUUCCUCCGGUGUUGCCGUGAAAUGUCUAAAAAAUACCCCGAUAUUAAGUUUGAAGAAAAAUAUCUGGAUACGGUGUGCCUGAACAUGGUGCAGGAUCCAAGCAAAUUUGAUGUUUUGGUCAUGCCAAAUUUAUACGGUGACAUUCUGUCUGAUAUGUGCGCUGGUCUGGUAGGCGGAUUGGGUCUAACUCCUUCCGGUAACAUGGGACUCAACGGAGCACUGUUUGAGUCCGUUCACGGCACUGCGCCUGAUAUUGCUGGAAAAGAUCUAGCGAAUCCAACUGCCCUUCUACUUUCUGCGGUCAUGAUGUUGAGGCACAUGGAGUUGAACCAACAUGCCGAUAAAAUACAGAAUGCUUGUUUUGAAACUAUCAAAGAAGCAAAAUAUUUGACCGGUGAUCUAGGAGGCAAAGCAAAGUGUUCGGAGUACACCAACGCCAUUUGUGACCGGAUUAAGUAGAAAACGAUGCCAUCUUUCUAUCAGUGCUCGGAAAACAAGAGCAAGCUAAAAUACGUUGGAGUCGUUUUUGUUUUAUUUUAAUUUUACUCGUACCCGCCGCCAAAUACGAUGAACGAAUAUUUAUUAUGAAAUAUUUUAGUGUACUUCGAUCGAGCAAUGCCAGAAUCUGACCUAUAUACCGCGCAGUAGUACUUCAAAAUAUUUAUUUCGAGCAGGCAGUAUUACGGAACCGUAUCGUCCUAAAUAGAAUCGACCUUCCGAUUAGUUACCUACUAUUUUUCUUAGGUUGCAGAAAUUCUCAGACAAUAAUCUCUGACACUGAGCAGUCAGCUUACUCCUAUGGGAAUAUAAUUUUAAUUUUCUGCCUGAUGACCAGCCAGGAUAACUGUUAAGCAUUAUUGUUAUCAACGGAAUUAAGCAAGGCGUAUAAAAUGUGCGACGUUGGAAACUAAUUUAUUUCAAAUUACAAAAAAAUGUUACUUAUUCGAACAAUACAAAUCCGUAUGAAA